AAGUUUUGUUUUAUGUUUGUCAAAUCUGCAUCAGGUUAUUUCCCCAUUUCUCCCUCCUUUGUAAUCAAUCCUGAAUAACAUUCUAGCUUGUUUGCACCUAAACAUCACCUCCUCUUUCCUUACUGCACUUACACCGGAGAGAGGAAAAAGGAUUUACUUCAGUGCUUAAUUAAUUCACGGGAGAUAGACCCUGAUGGGGUGGGGGCAAACCUGUACUUCUGGCAAGGGCACUGAGUGGCAUUUUAACCGUGCUGGCUACCUACGCUCUUGGGGUAUCAGCACCACACCUCACCCCUGCAGGGAUUUCACAAGUUACAGCUGUGAUGAAUCGGACCCGUUCAGUACAAUUACACUCCACCUUUAUUUGAUGAUCCCAUGACCAACAGGCAGCCAAGUGCUGUCCAUCCCUGGAGUGGCUUCUCUGUGUUUCAUUUGAAGAAAUGCCACUGGUAUCAGCUGAUGAGAGAACUCCAUGGAUGCCAAUGACAGUCUCUGUUCAUGUCUUUCAUUGCUGGCAGUUCCAAUCACAUGGGGCACAGCUAUCUUUAGCUGGAGGUAUUUAUAUUACAAGUUAGCAGCUUCUUAGAGUCUGGGGAGGCUCAGAAAGCUAGCAAACCAUCGCUGAAGAGUUAGGAGUCGUGCUCUGCUUGGGAGGCAGCUGACAUACUGAGAAGGGCUCUGGGUUCCAUUGUAUACUUGCUAAUGCACUGAGACACCACCACGGCCUGCUUCCCCUCUUGAGGUCCCCGGCAUUAGAAGGGUGGCUCAGGCUCAGAUCAUGCAGGCGUUCCCGAGGGGAAGAGUGCGUAUCCAAGUGGAGGAGGAGUUUUUCGCCACGGACAAGGCUCUGCUGGUGGAACACAGUGAGUACUUCCGUGCGCUCUUCCAGUCUGGCAUGAAGGAGAGCACGCAAGACGAAAUCCAGAUCCGAGACGUGAGUGCCGUGGGAUUUCUCCUCAUGCUCCGAGUCCUGGCAGGGGAGAGACCUGUGCUGACAUGUGAGGAGAAUCUGAAGGCGGUCGAAUGUGCGGCUUUUCUUCAGGUGAAGUCGAUGACCAAGUACCUGAUUCAUUCCAUCAAUUCCGAUAACUGCAUUGUCCUUUAUCAAGCUGCUGCCAUGUUUGGCUUGCUGGACCUUUUCCAUAGUGCUGCCCUGUUCAUUAGAGACAGCUAUUCUGAUUUAGAGGAGUACUUAGACUGUCUUUCUGCUGACCUGUUGGAUUACGUGGACUCCCUUCUGCCCAGCACAUUUGUCGCAGUGGGAGCCCAUACACCAACCUUUGAGUUUCUACAGGAUCUUUCGAGAACCAUCUGCUACCUGGAUGAGGAUGAAAACACGUGGAAGACACUUUCCUGCUUACCGCUGACAGCUAGCACCUUCCUGGCUGGCAUGGCGACAUUGGAUAAUAAGAUCUACAUAGUGGGUGGAGUCCGCGGAGCAAGCAAACAAAUUGUGGACCUCGGGUUUUGCUACGACGUAGAUGCUAACAGCUGGAGUGAGUUUUCCAGCCCUCAGCAGCUCCGGUAUGACCUCACACUGACAGGUCAUGAAGGUUAUCUGUACGCCAUAGGAGGAGAAUUUGAAAAGACCUUGCUAAAGUCUGUGGAGAAAUACAACGUGUCCUCCAACACUUGGACUUUUGUCUCCGAUCUACCCCAGCCAACAGCAGGUGCACCCUGCGCACAGACCAUGGGACGGAUAUUUGUCUGCUUGUGGAAGCCACUAGACACCACUAUCAUUUAUGAGUAUGAGAUCCAGAAAGAUGAGUGGCUUCCGAUAUCAGCCUUAAAGAGGCCUCAGAGCUAUGGCCACUGCAUGGUGGCCCACAGAGAUAAUCUCUACAUCAUGCGGAACGGGCCCUCGGACGACUUCCUGCGGUGUGUGAUAGACGGCUUCAACCUUACCACUCUGCAGUGGACAGCUUUACCAGGGCAAUACGUGAACAGCAAAGGCGCGCUUUUCACUGCCGUGAUCAGGGGGGACACGGUUUAUACGGUCAACAGGAUGCUGACCCUGCUCUACUCCAUAGACGAGAAUACAUGGAGGUUUAAAAAGGAGAAAGCUGGAUUCCCAAGGAGUGGGUCCCUACAGACCUUUCUUCUCAGGUUCCCAAAGAGAAACCACAGCAUUGCCACUUAGUCCCUGCCACAAGGGGGUGCUCUAGAAUACAAAAGCUGAAAUAGUCACGUCUGGAUCCUCAUCUAGCUCCUUUUCUUUCCAAGUCUCGAGUCUAGCUGCUCAGUAGGAUUCCAUGCAUAACAGGAGAUUGCAGUGUCACUCCGGCCCCGAACUACUGAGUGCUGCUAACUCCUCCUGUGUGUUUGCCUUCCAAGUAGCAGGUGCCAGUGUGAGGAGUGCAGUUCUGCUGCGGGCCCUGCAGAUUACCCUCUGCUCAUGGUUACAAAGCAUCAAACACCCUAGUGCUCACCCUCUAUUUAAAACCCCAGAGGUUGUCCUAACAUGUAUACAGUUUGUAGAGCCCUUGCUCAGGCCUUCAGAUGAAAGACAUUGCAGAAAGGCAAAAUCGACCAUGUGGCUUAAAGGUUGCAACACCAGACUGGAAGUCAGAUGAUCUGGGUUGGAUUCCCAGCUAUGCGAUUGACCUUGUGGGUAACCUUGGCCAAGUUACUUCCCCUCCCUGUGCCUCAGUCUCCCCAUAUUUAAAACAAGAAAUAACAUUGUCCUCCUUUGUGAAGCACAUUGAGAUCCAUGGAGCGAGUCAUUGUUUGUAUUGACCGAAUUUGUCAACUGUUUAUUAAACCAUUUAUUCUAG
Messenger RNA from Pelodiscus sinensis (Chinese soft-shelled turtle), 2774 nucleotides. It is a transcript of the gene KBTBD13, whose product is annotated as kelch repeat and BTB domain containing 13. Gene Ontology annotation, molecular function: protein binding. Gene Ontology annotation, biological process: regulation of the force of skeletal muscle contraction; relaxation of skeletal muscle. The record is from RefSeq and is a predicted model, not a curated record. Lineage: Eukaryota; Metazoa; Chordata; Testudines; Trionychidae.